GAAGAAGAAGAAGAAGCAGCAGCCCUCAGCCUAUGAAGACCGCGAAGACAAUCCGGACUCGCAGUACCCGCCACCGCUGUCUUGCUGGUUGCCUGACCCCCUCUGCCCGGCUUCUGGAAUGAACCUUGCUCAUCAGUUGCUGUGUUCGGACUAGAGCCAGGCAUUCUGGAUUCUGUUGGCUUGUGGCUGAAGGGAGACUGGUCUUGCUUGCCGUCACCAGCGUCCGCACCAGUGGGAUGGUGAAAUGAGAUGAGGCUCCGAAAUGGAACUGUGGCCACUGUGUUAGCUUUCGUCACCUCGUUCCUUACCCUGUCCUGGUACACCACGUGGCAAAAUGGGAAAGAAAAACUAAUUGCUUAUCAACGGGAAUUUCUUGCUUUAAAAGAACGUCUUCGAAUAGCCGAGCAUAGGAUAUCUCAGCGCUCCUCCGAGUUGAACACCAUCGUCCAACAGUUUCGCCGCGUCGGAGCCGUGACUAAUGGGAGUCAGGCUGCUCUGAAUACGUUUUCAGAUAAUACCAUAAAGCUACUAAAGGAGUUGACAAGCAAAAAAUCCCUUCAAGUGCCAAGUAUUUAUUAUCAUUUGCCUCACCUAUUACAAAAUGAAGGAAGCCUCCAGCCUGCGGUGCAGAUCGGCAAUGGAAGAACCGGAGUUUCAAUAGUAAUGGGAAUUCCUACCGUGAAGAGAGAAGUCAAAUCUUACCUCAUAGAAACCCUACACUCCCUUAUUGAUAACCUGUAUCCUGAAGAGAAGCUGGACUGCGUUAUAGUUGUCUUCAUAGGAGAGACAGAUCUUGAUUAUGUUCACAGCGUUGUAGCCAACUUGGAGAAAGAAUUUUCUAGAGAAAUUAGUUCUGGCCUGCUGGAAAUAAUCUCCCCCCCUGAAAGCUAUUAUCCUGACUUGACUAACCUGAAGGAGACAUUUGGAGACUCCAAGGAAAGAGUGAGAUGGAGAACCAAACAAAACCUGGAUUAUUGCUUUCUAAUGAUGUAUGCUCAGCAGAAGGGCAUCUAUUACAUUCAGCUUGAAGAUGAUAUUAUUGUCAAACAAAACUAUUUUAAUACCAUAAAAAAUUUUGCACUUCAACUCUCUUCUGAAGAAUGGAUGAUUUUGGAGUUUUCCCAGCUUGGCUUUAUUGGAAAAAUGUUUCAGGCGCCAGACCUCACUCUGAUUGUGGAGUUCAUCUUUAUGUUUUAUAAGGAGAAACCUAUUGACUGGCUCUUGGACCACAUUCUCUGGGUGAAAGUCUGCAACCCUGAAAAAGAUGCUAAACAUUGUGACAGACAGAAGGCAAAUCUACGAAUCCGCUUCCGACCCUCCCUCUUCCAGCACGUGGGUCUACAUUCAUCACUGUCGGGGAAAAUUCAGAAGCUCACGGAUAAAGAUUACAUGAAACCAUUGCUUCUCAAGAUCCAUGUCAACCCGCCCGCAGAGGUCUCCACUUCCCUGAAGGUAUACCAAGGACACACACUGGAGAAGACCUACAUGGGUGAGGACUUCUUCUGGGCCAUCACCCCCACGGCUGGCGACUACAUCUUGUUUAAAUUCGACAAGCCGGUCAACGUAGAAAGUUAUUUGUUCCACAGUGGCAAUCAAGAACACCCAGGAGACAUCCUGCUAAACACAACAGUGGAGGUCCUGCCUCUAAAGAGCGACAGUUUGGAAAUCAGCAAAGAAACCAAAGACAAGCGAUUAGAAGAUGGCUAUUUCAGAAUAGGAAAAUUUGAGUAUGGUGUUGCAGAGGGAAUCGUGGACCCUGGUCUAAACCCUAUUUCAGCCGUUCGACUUUCGGUUAUUCAGAAUUCUGCUGUUUGGGCCAUUCUUAAUGAGAUUCAUAUCAAAAAAGUCACCAAUUGAUCUUCUAAGAAACCAACACAUCCUUCCUGUGACUGUCGAUUAAAGAUAGUUAGCACGGCCUUUUCUGUUGGAACUUGAACACUACCUCUCGGGAAGCUACUGUAGAUAAGAUGAUUGUCAUUUCCACUCAGACAGGGACUCUUCCCAUGGAUAACUGCAUUCAUUGGAAACUAAGCUGUCCUCCAAUUUGAACUUGACACAAACGUUUUACAAUUCUGACAGCCUGUUAAUAUGACUGGGACUAUUUUGGUAUUAUACUAAUACAUAAGAGUUGUACAUAUUGUUACAUUCCUUAAAAUUUGAGAAAACUAAUGUUAAAUACAUUUUGUGAAGGGGGUACUUUUGAAGUUCAUUUAUUUUACUAUUAUAGACCCUCUUUUAUAGAUGAUCAGGGAUUAUAUAUAUAUGAAUAUAAAUAUAAAUAUAUAAAUACACAUAAAGAUGUUAUGGAGUUAAUUUAUUAGAAACACAGUAAGAAGUACAUAUUUUUGUGCAGUAAAUUUUUGAAUCAAUACCUUUUUUUGAAGAAGCGGUUCCCUGGCUUUUUUAAGUUCUUUCUAUAUUUUUUUUUUUUUUGGAGAUGCAGACAUUACAGAUCAAUGCCAUUUUUUCCAGUGCACUGCCAUUCCAGAUUGGUUCUAGAUGGGUUUCUUAACUUGAAGUACUUUUAUAAUCACAGCAAUUCUGAACAAACUAUUUUCAGAGGCAUUUGUCAUUCCUUAAAGCCAAGAUUUUCAAAGACCAGUGUCCUCUUGAGGGUUCUUUUACUGUACUGUGUAUGGUGUGUAGCCACAGAAAACCAGUGUGAUCCCCAGUGUCCUGGUGGGAGGUCCCUGUCUGAGUCUCCACACACAGAAUCCUUCAGGUUUCUUCUGGUGUGGGUGAUGAGACGUCUUUCCUUUUUAAGCUGUCUUUAACCAGUAGUUAGACACCGUGUCUCUUUUGUCCUUUUAUACCCACCCGUGUUAGGUUUUGGAGUUCAGACAUUGUUUUCUAGGUAAUGCUGUUGUGUGAAUCAUAAUGGGUAUAAUUUUCAAACCAAAACUGUACUGUGGGGCUCUGGUGAAAGGUAAUUGUAGCGCUUGUAUGUUUCCAUGGAAUGAUUUGCUGUACUGUAUCAUGAACUUGGAAGUAAAUGCUGUGUCCAGAGUGCUUAUGCCUCCUUACCCUGCAGUCCCAUACAGGACCAGCUCGUGAAACUGCUUUACAGUUAGGAAGGCUGAGCCAUUCUACUCUGGUAAUCCAGGGGCUGCAGAUGUCCAGCAGAUAUGGUAGAGGCCUGGAGCUGUGGGAGGUCCUAGCUGGUGGUCUCCAGCCUGGAGCUUUCUUAGUAGUUGCCUAGUGGAUGGGACACAUAGCACUAAACAGCUAUUUUGCAUGCCGUGUUCUGACUGGGAAAAUAUAGAUUUUUAAAUACUACUGUGCUCUGUGUCAAAGCCCAGCUGACGUUUUUCUUGGGGUUUUGUAAAUUUCCCUCUCAUUUCCUUCAACUUUUUAUUUUCUUCUCUGAUUUCUUAAGCCCAUUUCCUAAGACACAAGCAAAUUCCUUUGAAAAGAGGAAUACCUUUUCAUUAUAAAAUUUGAGCAUUAUCUUCAACACUAAGUGACCGCUAAAGCAGCAGCUUCACAGAUGGGGAGACCACUCGGAUGGGGCUCCCCGAGGGCUCUGGUUGAAAAUCCAGCGAGACCAGUGCAACCCCUGCCACCAUUUGAAUGGCCCUCCAUGGCUCUUUGUGCACAUCUUCUCAAACUCCACUCGUCCCUCUUGCUACUAGGGACCUUUGUAGCCAAGUCUUCUCCUUCAUUCAGGGAAUCUCUCGCUUUUCUCCAUGAGCUUGUUCCCAGUGCCUAGAACAUGCCUGGGCCUUGGCAGGCUCUGUUGGCACCUGGGUCAUUUCUCUCUUAGCUCUGUUUGCCUGCCAUCCUUGCCAUGCACGCACUCACUGUGUCUAGUUUCCCUUUGUGGUGUGUGUUCUCGGACACACUCCAUGCUCUGGAGGCCAGCUCUCCUGUCUUCCACCACAGCAGGUGCUCAUCUGACCCUCAGUGUCCAUCGCUUUCUCCUUUGUGCCCAGUACAGCACUAGACAAUCGAAGCAGAUGUGCUUUCCCCAAGCCAGAAGUUUUCGCCGGAGCCCUGGAGGGUGGUGAGAGGGAAGCUGAGAGGAGGGGAAGCCAGAGUGCCUAGGACUGCAAGGUGUCCACGUGAUACCUCAGAGGCCACCAACCCACUUUCCCCUGAAUAGUGAACGGGAAAAGUGCCAAAGGCAGUACUAAUUCUGUAAAGUCGGCCGUGCUUGGCAUCUGGUAUGUAUUUCAGAUAAAUUAGACUCCAGAGUAGUGCUGGCCCCUACAGAAGGCACAAAGCACAUGGCAGCUGUUGAAGCUGAGUUCUGUGCCCACAAGCUCAGUGGUCACAUGUGGCCAGCAGCCACCAUAUUGUAUCUGAGAAAUAUGGUACAUUGUCAUCAUGGUGGGAGGUUCUGCUAGCCACUGUGAUGUUGAGUAUAAAUAUGAACAUUCUAGAAAGAAGGAGUAGUGCAUCCUGCUGCUGUGAUUGAAAGUAGACCUGUGGAUUCAUCAUAGUCCAGGUAAAGGUGCGUAUUUUGGUGAGAAGGCCAAGAUUGCCUGGCUCGGUGUUACCAUUUUUCCCAGCAUGCAUUGUAUCAGUGUCAAGAGAUAUGUUUGGUUAAGAAGCAUGAGAAAGAGCAAAUGCAGAUGGGUAAUUUAGCUUGUAGUCUAGGUGUGUGUGUGUGUAUGCAUCCAUUAGGGUGUGUUUGAACAAAGGUUCUCAGUGGUUUUUGAAAUUUCAAAAAGCUGUCAGGAAAAUGGUAGACUAGAGUUCUUUUUAGUCUUCCAUACUCAUGAAAAAUAAAGUUCUCAACAGUGCUAUCCCUCAAAAAGUGUAGCUAUGUGGAAAGAGUAUGUUCAGAAGGUCAUCCCAGUUAAUAGUCUGUAUUUGUGGUAUGCAGGAUUCUAAGAAUGACUCCUCCCAUGACCUUGUAGAAUAUCCUCCCCUUCUCAGUGUAGCAAGAGCUGCGACCAUGAUCCAGGGUCAUGUCUUGUUACUUAGCAAAAGGGAGGUUAUCUGUGGGGGACUGAUCUAAUCGUGUGAGCCAUGUCAGGCUAGUCGAAGUGAGAGAGAAAGCAGUAACAGAACUCUGAAACACCAUCGCAUGGAAGGGGCACCCGGAAGGACUGCAGGUGGCCUGCCUUAAUGAUUGGAAGCUUGUUCCCAGCUGAGGAAGUAGGGGCUGCAGUUUUUUCCAGACAACUUUACCCCCACACUUACCCAGGCUUGGAAAUGGACAUCUUCAGAUGAGAGGCCAGCCUGGCAAGCACCUUGACUGCCGCUGUGUAAGACAGUCCGGGUAAGUCUUGCACAACAGUGAGAUAAUAAAUGGUGGUGCUCUAAGUGGCUAGAUGUGUGGUGUUUUGUAACAAGCAACAGAAAAGGAAUUUCAGACAGUUCUGAGAAGACUUCAUAUUUGAUUGCCUGCAAUAGGUUACUUUUUUAAGACAGGGUCUCACCUUGCAGCCCAGGCUGGCCUUGAACUUCUGUGCUCCCAGUUCUGCCUCUCAAGUGCUGAUGUGCAUCACCAUGCCCCACUUGUUGAUAUUCUUUGAUAGACAUACAGAGUAAACUCAUUCCUAGCAAGUCUCAUUCCUGGCUCUUAGCUGGAAUGUUCUGUGCCAGAGACCCCCAUCUCCACUACAGGUUAGAUUUGUAUUCGUGGUUUGGGAAACAGCUGCCAGGAUGAGACUGUGGGUGUGGGAGCAUCUUUUUCUCCGAGAUGAGGUUAAAGUGCACUGACUCAGGGGCCUGUCAGGAGCACCUGAAAGAGUGAUGAACCUUGGUAUUUUAGAUCAGAUUGAAAAGGAGAAAAAUCCCUGCCUGUACAUUCACUCCCAGGCGGGCCCAGCCUUCUGACCCCGCAGCAUGGCGCUGUCAUCUAGAGAACAACACCGUCCAGUUAUACAAACAGAAAAGGGAAAUGUUAAAAAGCUUGAAGUUUACAAUUUUGUAUUGUGCCAUUCAUUGCUGUCCUGGGCCAUGGGCUGAACAUACCUGCUAGAGCUUAGGCUCUCGUAAGUAAUUUUUAAAAAUCACUUAGUUCAGUAGCUAGCUAGCACAGCAUAAACCCUGGAUGUACCAACGAAGGCUUUGUAUUUAGAUGCUUUCCAAAAUACUUCGAUUCCAAGCCAUUCAUUGCUAGCGAAGUUUAUUUUUAUUUGGUUCACUCAUUUGUGCUUAUUAUUAUUAUUUUUUUUUUUAUCAUACUGCCGUAGCCUUGAAGGAAUACGAACAGAACUAAAGGAGUUGAAGGUUAACCACUGUCAGGUCUCACAGCCUGUGUUGUCGUCAUCUUCAUAUGGUAAGGGAUCUUAAGUCCCAGCUCAGUCCUUUUCUAGAAAAGGGCAUUCCCAAGCUAUGUAACAACACUUAUAGCCUGUAAAAUUUAAACUUUGAUAGUUGUGAGGAUUUAAAUGAUUAAUCUUAACAGAUAUAUGCUAUGCUAAAUAUGUUCAAUUUAAUGCAUGUGAACAUACAAUGCUAAAAAGAUGACCAGUCUUUUACAAAGACCAAAAAAAAUAAAAACCAAAAAAACAAAAAAAACCUACAAAAAAGCCAAACCAAGGAUUUUGUUUCCCGUGCCCCUGUACCACCACUAGCUAAAUGAAGCCUUGUUUCUGAAAUACUCCCUUUCUGAGUGUUUGCACUACCUAAAGCAGCUCCUGCAAGAAUAAGCAGGCAGCAGCAGGAACACACUGCAGGCAGCGUGUGCCCGUGUGCCCAGUGUCAGACAGUAACCUGAGUUGGGGGGGGGGAUGUGUGUAGGGAGCCACACCCACUGUGAGCAUGGUGGGAUAUGCAGUGGGGCUCCAGCUGCUCUCAACGAACAGCUGGCUCGCUGUAGGGACAGCUUGUGGAUGCUAAGGAGGCCACUUGCUUUGGCUGCUGCUGCUAGUCCAGUUGAACUAGCCAUUAGCACUUGGUCCCAGAAUAAAAGCGUGGGGGUCCUUAGCUUUCUUAGCAUUUUAUUGGAAAUGCUGUGUUUGCUCCAGCUUGGUGUAAAACCUGAAGCUGCAGGGUCUGAGCCAUACAAAGGCUGCUGGGGACAGUACUGUCCGGAGUGCUGGCAGCAGACUCCUCGGUGUGGAGUCCACUAAGCCUCACCGUCAUGUUCCCCCAGUGGAGUGGAAAACUGCUCAGCUGGAGCACUUCCUCCAGAAAGGCUGUCUUUGCAUUGGGGGUGUUUCUCGGAGCAGCCCAAGGAACCUCUUUGCUAAGCUGUACCAGGUUCUUUUCCUCCUCCUCCUCCUUCAAUGCAUUGUACAUACUUUGCUCGCAGUGUCUUCAUGGGCUGAACGGUUCAUAGCUGCAGUAAUAUUUGAGGGACCUGCUGGAUUUUUAAAGGCAGAUUAGAUUAUUUAUUUUCAAGUUUGCUAUUAAUGUUCUGUUGAAACCCAAUAAUGUCCUGUUGACUGUGCCUUUCAUAAUGGUCUCUGUGCUAUAACUGUCCAUGUGUAUUUGAAAUAAAGAAGUUUGAAAAGCCA
Peromyscus leucopus (white-footed mouse) is the source of this 7415-nucleotide messenger RNA. RefSeq names its product alpha-1,3-mannosyl-glycoprotein 4-beta-N-acetylglucosaminyltransferase A (gene Mgat4a). Bases 250 to 1857 code for a protein of 535 amino acids. The transcript is spliced from 15 exons. NCBI's taxonomy places the organism in Eukaryota, Metazoa, Chordata, Mammalia, Rodentia, Cricetidae. The record is from RefSeq and is a predicted model, not a curated record. Gene Ontology annotation, molecular function: acetylglucosaminyltransferase activity. Gene Ontology annotation, cellular component: Golgi stack; endoplasmic reticulum; endoplasmic reticulum-Golgi intermediate compartment. Gene Ontology annotation, biological process: protein N-linked glycosylation.